Hippocampus zosterae (dwarf seahorse) is the source of this 3549-nucleotide messenger RNA. RefSeq names its product phospholipase B1, membrane-associated-like. The record is from RefSeq and is a predicted model, not a curated record. The coding region runs from base 40 to 3387 and encodes 1115 amino acids. Gene Ontology annotation, cellular component: brush border membrane. The transcript has 41 exons. Lineage: Eukaryota; Metazoa; Chordata; Actinopteri; Syngnathiformes; Syngnathidae. Gene Ontology annotation, biological process: phospholipid metabolic process. Gene Ontology annotation, molecular function: phosphatidylcholine lysophospholipase A1 activity; A2-type glycerophospholipase activity; retinyl-palmitate esterase activity.
GACAAAUUGGGGAUUUUCUUCUUGUUUGUUUUUCUAUUGAUGAAGAUGAUUCCACUGUUGGUUGUAGCCACCUUCCUCAAGUUCUCUUGGGCAACAGUGAAUGGGCUGCCUUGUGAUCAGAUGCUCCACUCUCAGGAGCCCCCAAUGAAUGCUAACAGAGUGAAGCCUGCCGACAUUGCCGUUUUAGCCUCUAUUGGAGUGCAUACGUACAGCACUGAGUUGUCCACUGCGGCAUCAAGACUUCAAGAACUGAUGAGCAUGUUCAAUCCGGCACUUACUGGUCCUCGUUUGGAAGAAGCGCUCACGAGCGCCCCUCGCUUCGGAAGAGACGGAACGCUGCUGGAGCAAGCACAAGAGGCUUCUCUCUACCUCCAAAGCCAUCCGAAUUCUUGGAAGCUGCUGCUGCUUUUUGUGCAAGUGGACCAGUUCUGUGCCUGCGACCGGCAGGAGGCCGAGGCCGUUAUCAGAUCGACGAGCGGGGAGGUGGACGCUGCUUUACAGCUGCUGCAUGCUCAGCUGAAGCGGACUCUGGUCAGCGUCGCGUUAUGGGCUGGAGAGAGCGACGCUUCCCAAAGCAGUUUCUGCUCGUGCUCGGAACGAAAUCAAGGCGGAGAGGUCAGACUUGUGAAAGCCACGCUGACUCAUGCCUUGCAGGCAUCUUUGAAUGAGCUCCUGAGGACGAGAAACUGGUCCAAAGACGACUUCAGCAUCAUCCUUCAGGACGAACCUCUCGUCGGACACUUUGCUUCCGAUAACACUGGGAAGCCCGCGUCCGGGUCACGAGCGUCACAUGAGACGGAUAAACUGACGGCGCGGUUGUGGAGCAACCUGCUGCAGCCUGCAAGUGACAAACAGGACGCAGACGGCGAUGGGAACAUCCUUGCACUGCAAUGUCCAACCGUGGACCAUCCCUUCCUGAGGACGGAGGGAAACUCUCCCUCAAAUCACGGCAGCGACGCUUCUCCUCUCCCCUCCCGUAACGUCGGCACAGCCAUGCGCUGCGAGGAUAUCGGCCCUUCCGACUCUACGCCCGCCUCUGUGCACGUGCUGAGGCCAGGCGAUAUCAGCGUGGUCGCUGCGGUGGGAGACUCGCUGACUGCAGGGAACGGGAUUGCAUCCAGCCAAACAAACAUUCUGGACGUCCUGACCCAGUACAGAGGUUUAUCUUGGAGUGUCGGCGGAGAUGAAAACCUCACAACUGUAACAACUCUGCCCAAUAUAUUAAAGCAUUUUAAUGCCAACGUGACGGGUUACUCUGUCGGGAGGGGGAAACAACACACGCCUCAGGCUUUUCUCAACCAGGCUGUGGCUGGAGCAAAAAGCAAGGACAUGCCAUCACAGGUGCGCGCCCUUGUGGCGAGGAUGAAGAAUGACUCGAGCAUCGACUUCAAAUCCGACUGGAAAGUGAUCACGGUGUUUAUCGGCGGCAAUGACGUCUGCGACCACUGCUACAAUUCUCUCUUCUACUCGGUGGAAAAUUACGUCAAAAAUGUCAGAGAAAGCCUGGAUUAUCUACACAAAGAGGUGCCCCGAGCGCUCGUCAACUUGAUUGAGCCCCUGCAUAUUAUCCCCUUGAGAGAAAUGCAUUUGGACGCCACGUUGAAAUGCCCCACCUGGCUCGUCAAUAUUUUGUGCCCUUGUGUUAUCUUACCAAAGUCCACCUCGACCUCACUGGAAAAAUUAGAGCAACUAAACCGACAGUAUCAGCUGAUGAUCAACCAACUGGUCGAGUCCAAGCGCUACGACACUCGGCCCGACUUCACUGUGGUCGUCCAGCCUUUUUUCAGAGAAAUCAUCGUUCCCAGACGACCGGACGGCCACCCCGAUCGCUCUUACUUCAGUGCCGACUGUUUCCACCUGGGCCAGAAGGCCCACACUCAGAUGGCUCGCUCCUUGUGGAACAACAUGCUGGAGCCUCUCGGAAACAAAACGUCCAGGCAGGAUUUUGGCAUCGACGUUCAACUGAAAUGCCCCUCAAAGGCGUCCCCGUUCAUCCGGACCUAUCACAACAGCAAUUACACAUACGGUCCUCCUCCACCAAUACCACCGCCAAAUACAAACUGGGGAAGCGACUUCUCUUGCGAGGACCUUGCUCCUUCUCACUCUAUGCCAACAUCGGUUCACGAGCUCAGGCCAGCGGACAUCAAAGUGGUGGCGGCAGUCGGAGACUCCGUUACGGCUGGCACUGGCGCUAAAGCAAAGAAUCUGUUGGAGCUCAGUCGAGAAUAUAAAGGCGUGUCUUGGAGCGUUGGGGGAGACCGCGCUCUGGAAACAGUUACGACUCUACCAAACAUCCUAAGAAAGUUCAACUCGGCUCUGAAGGGCUUCUCGAAAGGUCAAGGGUCAAGACAGAAGGGCUUCAACAUGGCUGCGGGAGGAGCCAAGACCUCGGACAUCCAAAACCAAAUCCAGGCUCUCAUCAAGGCCAUGCGAGAACACAAGGAAGUGAACUUUGACCAGGACUGGAAACUUCUGACAAUAUUUGUCGGGGGAAAUGACCUGUGCCACUACUGCACUGAUCAACGCAAUCUGUCACCCGGUAAUUACAGUCGCAAUCUGAUGCUGGCAUUAGACACACUUUACCAAGAGGUACCCAGGCUGUUGGUCAAUCUCGUGGAGAUCAUGCAGAUCGACACGCUAAAACAAGUCAAGAAAAACACUCUGGGAUGCUCCUUGCUUCAGAGAACGAGCUGUCCAUGUAUUAUCAACCCAACCGAAAACUCGCCAGAGAUGGAGGAAAUGAAACUAAUCAAUCUGGAAUACCAGGCUGAAAUCCAUCAUCUUAUUUCUGGAUCUCGUUAUGACGGGAAAGAAGACUUCGCUGUUGUUCUUCAGCCAUUUUUACACAAUUCCUUCAUCCCUUUUGUGGGCGAAGGGGAGGCGGACACCACAUUCUUCUCCGUGGAUUGUUUUCACAUCAGUGAGCGAGCUCACGCCGAGAUGGCCAUCGCACUGUGGAAUAACAUGGUGCGUAGUCCUCCACUCAUCAAGCUUCCUUUCCAUUAUUUUGUUGUGAAUUCUUUUUUUUUUUUUUUUAAACAGUUGGAGCCCGUAGGCAGGAAACAAGCUUAUAACAACUUCACCUAUGACCGCUCCAAGAUUCACUGUCCGACUGAGGCCAGUCCCUUCAUCUUCACCAAAGUCAACAGUGCGCCUCGUCCGCUUUGGACAACCACGACGGCUACCCCCGCCUUGACGUCACCGAGCAGUACGACUAACGCGUCGGCGCACCCGUGCGCGCCCUCCCAGCCGCUGUGGGUUCCACUGGUCGUGGGAGUCGUUAGUUUACUGGCGGGCAUCGCCGCCGCCUGGUUCGUGUGCUCUUUCGUGCUACAUAAGAGAAGCAAGGGAGAGUUCUCGAGAGAUACGAAAGCAACGGGAUUGUAGUGCGCUUAUCGGGUAUGAGAUUGUCUCCCAUCCAAGCUGGAUGGAACUAGGCAAGAUAUAAAAACGCCAGUUGGUUUUUGUGAAGCCCUCCAAAUUUCAAAUGUAAAAGUUGUGCCUUGGAACACUGUUUUGCCAUACUUUGUCUACAACAUUGUUUUUUUU